AUGGAUACAUUAAAUUUUCGUGUCGCCGAAGAAAAAAACUUUCAUAGUGAAGUUCUAUUAUUUUCAUUUAAUCCGGAACAUGAUAUUAUCGUUGUGUGUUCUGCGAAUGGCGAUGUUAUUGCCUAUCAAGCUUAUAUUCGUAAAGUUUGGGCAUUAGGUACACGAAAUCAACGUAAAAAGCCGAUUAGUUUAGCAUGGCGACCUGAUGGACAAAUACUAGCUGUGACAUUUUCAAAUCGUACACUAGUGUUAGCAUCAGUUCAAGAUGGUCAUCAAUUACUAUCGGAACCGUCACCAUUUGAAGUUCGUGCAAUGAAUUGGGUAGAACGUACCACAGGACAACCAGAUGAUAAUGUUCAUGUUCAAUUUGAAUCAGUUCCGAUCGAUGAUUAUUUACCAGCUCUUGCUGAUUUACCAUCUAUUACUCGAACAAGAAAGCAUGUUGUCGAUCCACCAGAUGAUCUUUUUACACUUGAUAAACAAAGCAAAUUAAAUAUUUUAAUUUUAUUCGGCUCCAAUGAUAUACUUCUUCGUGCGUUCGGUCUGUGGCCUCUACUUCUAAUUAAUCGUUCAUCGUUACCUACUGAUCAAUCUCUUCUUUCUGUCACAAUGUCACCUUCUCUUGAUACUCUUUGUCUAUUGACACGUAGUGAUACGUCAGUUAAUUAUUCAUUAUUUGAAUGUACAUCGUUUCUAUCUGAUUAUCAUAAUGAUUACUUUCAUUUAACACGUUCACUUUGUCGUAUAAAAAGUUUAAUUUUAUUCAAUGAUAAGAUUUUUACAGCAUUAACUGAAUUAACAACAAAAUGCUUUUCUGACUUUCAAUCACGUGUUAAUACAUUUUGCGAAAUAAUGCGGCAACAAGGAGUAAAACAAUGGUCAUUUCAAUGUGAACUAAUGUCAUUACUGGCAACAGGCAAUUGCUCAGAACAGAUGCAACAACACUUUUUUGGAAAUAUUUUUGAUUAUGGCUUCGCUAAAAAAUUAGUAACAACUUUUGAUGAAACAAGAGUUAAAUCAAAAGAAUUAAUUGUUAUGUUCGGAAGAACAAUUGAACAUAUAUUCGGAUAUCUUGUAGAAAUUAAAGGGUUACAACAAUGGUACGGAAAAUUUGAUCAGAUUGAAUUCGAUUCACAAAUUCUGGAGUCAUCUUUAUACAAUGCUGGCAGUCUUCUAUUGAAGAUCAAUGAAUACACCGACUUUCUCCAUGAAAUGUCAGAUGUUUAUACAUUUUUUUUACGCUGGUUGGGUUUCGUUGCUCAUCAAUUGCAUACAUCGAAACAUAAUACAAGUACACAUCAUGAUGAACAAAUUGAAUGUACAGAAGCUGAUUGGGACCAUUUAAUUGAAUUUAUUGAUGCCUAUUGUGCAUUCGAUGAACCUGUACUUGACAUAUUUGCAAUGUAUUUAAAAUCCGAAAGUUUACCAGAAACUCUCGUACGUGAUUCAUCUUAUCGAAAAUUAUUUGAUCAUACAAAUAAUAAUAAAAAUGCAUGCUUUUCACCAAAACCACGACGAUCCUUAAUAGGUGCUUAUCAAGAUUUAAAACAAUCCAUUACAAAAGCAUUUGAAAUACGAACAAAUAAUUCAAUUUUACAGCUGAAUAAACCAUUACCAUUACUUACCUCAAUACCGAUCGAUCAUCAAUCGUCUGCACCAAUCGAAUUCGAUCAUCGUCGUAGUCAACAUUCAAUUAAUUAUAUUAUUCAACAAAAUUCUUUACAAUUUCAUUUAAUUACCUAUACAUCGCCAACUAAACAAUGUCUUGUUCGAUCAUUUGAUUUUCAUCAUAUUCUUGGUUUACAUCGUUCAAUAGUAAAUUUUAAAAUAUAUGAUGAUGAUAAAUUAGCAAUGGUUUGCACUAAUGCAAUGGAUUCCGAUAAUGGAAAUAGUAGUGAAACAAUUCUAUUCAAUACCAAUCAUCAAUCAAAUCUAUUGAUUGUUAGUUUGAAAUCUUUAAUGGAUUCACAAACUACGGAUUUUGUGGGCAAUAAUGCAAAUACUACUUUAUCAUAUCCAUUAAAAGAUAUACCAUCGAAAUUAACUGUUGACGGAAGACGCAAUCUAAUUGCUGUGUGGGCAAAAAAUCGAAAGCUUACUACAUUUAUUCAUAGCCCAUCGGAUGAUAUCAAUCAAGGUUCAUCUUCAUCUCAAGCACCAAGUCGAAUGGAUGACGAAAGUACAUUAGUACAAUCUGGUUCAGUAACAACAAUGAUCUCAUCACAAGAGAAUUCCAGUAAGAAAUUAUUUAUUCGACAAAAUAGUGGUUCAUUAAUAGAUGAUGAUGAUGAUGAUAAUAAUAAUAAACGAAAGAAACGACGAAACCGUACAACGUUUACAUCGUAUCAGCUUGAAGAAAUGGAACGUAUCUUUCAAAAAACUCAUUAUCCAGAUGUUUAUGUUCGAGAACAAUUAGCUGUACGCUGUGAUCUUACAGAAGCACGGGUGCAGGUUUGGUUUCAAAACCGGCGUGCUAAAUGGCGUAAACGUGAAAGAUAUACUGGUGCGUCUCAAAUACAUGGAUUAACUAUACCACACGCAAAUCCUUAUGAUAUUUCAUUAUUUUCAGUUGCCAGCAGUCAAUAUCCUUCGUUAACAACUGCUAAUAGUUGGUGUUCAACAUCGGCACCUUCGUUGAGUCAUCUUCCUUUUCGAGAUCAUCAUCAACCAACAGAUUCAUCAUCUUCAUCAAUGAUCAUGCAAAAUGCAUUACCUAAUUUUAUGAAUCUACCUUAUGCAUUUCCAUCCUUAUCUCACACAUCGACUUCAGCGAAUAAUUUUAAUGCAUCGCCGUAUACUGGAUAUAAUCUUAAUUCAGAUCAUCGAAGUAAUUCAAUUGCAACACUACGUCUUAAAGCUCGUGAACAUAGUGUUGCAUUUGGUAACUUGUAA
Rotaria socialis is the source of this 2892-nucleotide messenger RNA. The record is from the annotation of a GenBank genome assembly. NCBI's taxonomy places the organism in Eukaryota, Metazoa, Rotifera, Eurotatoria, Philodinida, Philodinidae.